Molecule: messenger RNA, 261 nt
Organism: Rangifer tarandus platyrhynchus (Svalbard reindeer)
Lineage: Eukaryota; Metazoa; Chordata; Mammalia; Artiodactyla; Cervidae
Source: the annotation of a GenBank genome assembly
AUGCCUCACAGACACAGCGUGCCGAGCGGCCCGCGGGCGGAUGGAGCGGGCCGGCGCAGGAAGCCGGCUUCGCAGACCACGGACGGAGGAAGCGGGGUCUGCGGCCGGGGCGGCAGCGGGGAGCAGGGCCUGGAGGUAAGCGGCCCGGCGGAGCGCCAGUGGUCCCGGUGUGGGCAAGACGGGCGGGCUCCCUGCACGCUUGAGCCCGUGCCUGUCGACUCCCACGAGGCUGGGGCUGACGUGCCAGGACCGCGGGACUGA